This is a messenger RNA of Leopardus geoffroyi (Geoffroy's cat), 2128 nucleotides long. RefSeq names its product piggyBac transposable element derived 2 (gene PGBD2). The transcript is spliced from 3 exons. The record is from RefSeq and is a predicted model, not a curated record. Gene Ontology annotation, molecular function: sequence-specific DNA binding. The coding region runs from base 103 to 1881 and encodes 592 amino acids. NCBI's taxonomy places the organism in Eukaryota, Metazoa, Chordata, Mammalia, Carnivora, Felidae.
CAGCAGUCUUCCUGAGGGGCACAGAGUGGAUCAACUCGCUAGUAUUUGCUCACGGAUUCUUUGACUUUGCACAUAAAGACCACUCUGUGUUCCCAGUGUAUCAUGGCUUCAACUUCAAGCAAUCCCACUGUUGGGAGAGAUGCCAGUUCAAAGCUCAAGUCCAUGAAGCUACUUGAGGUUCUGAAUGCAUUGGAGGAGGAGGGUCCUAGCCACCGCAGGGAAGAGAUCUUCAUUGCGCCACCUGACAAUGCUUCAGGGGAUUUCACUGAUGAGGACUCAGGUGAUGAAGAUGGCCAGCGAGGCUCCCAUGUGCCCGGUAGUGUGCUGCAUGCCUCUGUUGUACCUGAGGACUCUGGCACUGAGGAGGAGGAUGACGACCUGCAGCCACCACCAGCCAUGAAGAGGCAGAAGGCAGUAGUGGAACCUCAGCGUGUUUGGAUCAAAAGAGAUAUCCAACCCAACUUCCGCAGCUGGACUCCAUCGGAUCCCCAUAUAGAGGAUCUCAAAAGCCAGGAACUGAGUCCUGUAGGCCUAUUUGAGUUGUUUUUUGAUGAAGGAACUAUUAAUUUUAUUGUUAAUGAAACCAAUCGUUAUGCUUGGCAAAAAAAUGUCAACCUUGGGCUCACAGCCCAGGAAUUAAAGUGUGUUUUGGGAAUUUUGAUUUUAAGUGGGUAUAUAUCCUAUCCAAGGAGAAGGAUGUUUUGGGAAACAUCUCCUGAUUCACAUCAUCAUCUUGUGGCUGAUGCAAUUAGAAGGGACAGAUUUGAACUGAUCUUUUCAUACCUGCAUUUUGCAGAUAAUAAUGAGCUGGAUGAAAGUGAUAGGUUUGCCAAGGUCAGGCCUCUCAUUGUCCGAAUGAAUUGUAAUUUCCAGAAGCACGCACCCUUGGAAGAGUUCUAUAGCUUUGGGGAGUCCAUGUGUGAAUACUUUGGACACCGGGGAUCCAAGCAGCUGCCAGCAGGGAAACCCAUGCGUCUGGGCUACAAGAUCUGGUGUGGGACAACCAGCAGGGGCUAUCUGGUGUGGUUUGAGCCCUCACAGGGCACACUGUUCACCAAGUCAGACAGGGGCUUAGACUUAGGAGGUAGUAUGGUGGUAAAAUUUGUGGAUGCUCUUCAGGAGCGUGGCUGUUUGCCAUACCACAUAUUUUUUGACAAGGUUUUUACAAGUGUCAAACUCAUGUCCAUUUUGAGGAAAAAGGGGGUGAAGGCCACAGGAACUGUUCGUGAAUACAGGACUGAGCGAUGUCCCCUCAAAGAUCCCAAAGAACUUAAGAAAAUGAAGAGGGGUUCAUUUGAUUAUAAAGUUGAUGAGAGUGAGGAGAUUAUCGUGUGCCGCUGGCAUGAUAGCAGUGUGGUUAACAUCUGCUCUAAUGCUGUGGGCAUAGAGCCAGUGGAGCUGACCAGCCAUCAUUCAGGAAUAGCCAAAACACGGACCCAAGUCUAUCAACCAUCCCUGGUGAAACUGUACCAGGAGAAAGUGGGGGGUGUCAGCCGGAUGGACCAGAAUAUUGCUAAAUACAAGGUAAAGAUCCGGGGCAUGAAGUGGUACUCAAGCUUCAUUGGCUAUGUCAUUGAUGCUGCCCUCAAUAAUGCUUGGCAACUACACAGGAUCUGCAGCCAUGAUGCCCAGGUAGACCUCCUGGCCUUCCGGAGAUAUGUGGCCUGUGUGUACCUAGAGAGCAAUGCUGACAUGUCCUCCCAAGGGAGGCGAAGCAGACGGCUGGAAACUGAGAGCCGCUUUGACAUGAUUGGUCACUGGAUCGUCCACCAGGACAAGAGGACUCGGUGUGCCCUUUGCCACUCGCAGACCAACACCCGCUGCGAGAAAUGCCAGAAGGGUGUCCAUGCCAAGUGUUUCAGGGAGUACCACAUUCGGUGAUGCAGAAUGGACAGAGGGAGCCCUGUGGAUGUUUGGUUUAUAAUGAAAUGUUUACAGCUAAUUUCAUAAAGCAGAUGGAGCACUUGUGUUUUAUUUGUGUUGGAAAAACAACACCUGAAUCGCUAAUGAUUUGGUCUUGUAUUUUCUACCCACCUCCAUUACAGUUAUCUUUUUAUUGUCUUCUGUGAUACCUACAUGUAACAUAAAUUAAUAUUUAUAUUGGUAAUUAUAGAUGUUUGUAAAUCUA